CCCAGGUUGUGUACGGCUUCCGGCCCGCGGGGUCCGGUCAGUGUCCAGCGGGAGCAGGUUGAAUGAGGCCAGUGCGACUCAUGAAGGUGUUCGUCACCCGCAGGAUCCCCCCCGAGGGCAGGGCAGCGCUCGCCCGGGCCGCCGACUGCGAAGUGGAGCACUGGGAUUCAGAUGAGCCCAUCCCCAACAAGGAGCUGGAGCGAGGCGUGGCCGGGGCGCACGGCCUGCUUUGCCUCCUCACUGACCGCGUGGACAAAAGGCUCCUGGAUAUCGCAGGGCCCAAUCUCAAAGUUAUCAGUACAUUGUCUGUGGGCGUUGACCACUUGGCGUUGGAUGAAAUCAAGAAGCGUGGGAUCCGUGUGGGCUACACCCCAGAUGUCCUGACAGAUGCCACUGCGGAACUUGCUGUCUCCCUGCUGCUCACCACCUGUCGCCGGCUGCCGGAGGCCAUUGAGGAAGUGAAGAAUGGCGGCUGGACCACGUGGAAGCCCCUGUGGAUGUGCGGCUACGGCCUCACGGCGAGCACCGUCGGCAUCAUCGGGCUGGGACGCAUAGGCCAGGCCAUUGCUCGGCGCCUGAAACCAUUUGGGGUCCAGAGAUUUCUGUACACAGGGCGCCAGCCCAGGCCUCAGGAAGCAGCAGAAUUCCAGGCUGAGUUUGUGUCCACCCCCCAGCUGGCUGCUGAGUCUGAUUUCGUCGUUGUCACCUGCUCCUUAACGCCUGCGACCAAGGGGCUCUGCAACAAGGACUUCUUCCAGCAGAUGAAGAAAACAGCUGUGUUUGUCAACAUCAGCAGGGGAGAUGUGGUCAACCAGGACGACCUGUAUCAGGCCUUGGCCAAUGGUCAGAUUGCGGCUGCCGGGCUGGAUGUGACGACCCCAGAACCGCUGCCUACGAACCACCCUCUGCUGACCCUGAAGAACUGUGUGAUCCUGCCCCACAUUGGCAGUGCCACCCACGCAACACGGAACACCAUGUCUGUGCUGGCAGCUAACAACUUGCUGGCUGGCCUGAGAGGAGAGCCAAUGCCCAGUGAACUCACACUGUAGCCAGACAGGACACCAGGGGCCAGGCAGACAGUGCCCGAAAUGCUGUCUGGGUGGCAGGCUUGACCUGGACCCCCAGGGCGGGAGCCAAGCCUGGUCUGUACCGAUGCUGCAGAAGGAAGACUGGUGCUGGUGGACGUGCCUGCCACGUUUGUGGCUGGAAACACCCGGGUCGAAAGUGUGUAACUGUAUUAAAUAAUUCUCUGAGA
Phyllostomus hastatus (greater spear-nosed bat) is the source of this 1255-nucleotide messenger RNA. It is a transcript of the gene GRHPR, whose product is annotated as glyoxylate and hydroxypyruvate reductase. Lineage: Eukaryota; Metazoa; Chordata; Mammalia; Chiroptera; Phyllostomidae. The transcript is spliced from 9 exons. The record is from RefSeq and is a predicted model, not a curated record. Gene Ontology annotation, cellular component: cytosol. Gene Ontology annotation, molecular function: hydroxypyruvate reductase (NADH) activity; glyoxylate reductase (NADPH) activity; NAD binding. Bases 63 to 1049 code for a protein of 328 amino acids.